Sinocyclocheilus grahami is the source of this 829-nucleotide messenger RNA. RefSeq lists its product as uncharacterized. The transcript has 3 exons. Bases 68 to 727 code for a protein of 219 amino acids. NCBI's taxonomy places the organism in Eukaryota, Metazoa, Chordata, Actinopteri, Cypriniformes, Cyprinidae. The record is from RefSeq and is a predicted model, not a curated record.
CGAAGAACUGAGACGCAGCUCCUGCGACGCUCCACCAAAGACCUUUUGAGAGUUGUAAACUUUGAAAAUGUCUGCAAACCAACAAUUAAGCUACCAUGGAGAUGACGACAGUGAUGGAGAAUCUGAUGUACUUCAUACCACACGGCUGCAUGAAGGACAACCCGAUGUAGAUUUCACUUUGUCAAGUGAAAUUAAUAAGAAAUUAUUAAAAAAGAAAACAUGGAUAAAAAAUGAUACUACAAAAAAGCCAAGUGUGCAACUCGCAUCAGCUAAUGUUUCAGUAAGCAAUGUCAUAAAUAUGAUUGACACAGCUGACAGACCAGCAGAUGCCAAUGCAGAGGGCACCUAUGCUCGAAGUGGAACAUAUGCUGUAAGUCCUGAAAAUGAACCAGGAAAGAGGAUUCCCAGGGCUGGAGCCUUCGCAGAAGCAGGAGUUGGACGAGCUCGUGCUGAAUACAGUGUAUUUGAGGCAGAAGCCAAAGGCCCAAAUGCCUCAGCUGGUGCUGAAGCCAGUGUGGCUGGAGCUGGAGCAAUGGCUCGAGCUGAAAUUGCCAGUGCAUCAGCUCAAGCCGGUCCACUUGGUGUGAAAGUGGGACUUGGAGUUGACACGGGUGCAUCUGUUGGUGUGGAUGGGUUGGAGGUCAAAUUCCUGGGAACCGGAUUCUCAGUUGGACCAAAAACCAGUAUAUCUCUUCUGGGUUCAGAAGUGUCAUGUUCAGUCAUGUAAUCGGACAGGUUUGUUUAAUUAGAUUACGCCAGCAGCAGUUUGGAUCCAACAAUUGCGAAGAUAUCAGGGCGACACCAAAAAUUGCAAAGACUUCAGCUGAUG